This is a messenger RNA of Chionomys nivalis (European snow vole), 2960 nucleotides long. It is a transcript of the gene Taf1a, whose product is annotated as TATA-box binding protein associated factor, RNA polymerase I subunit A. Bases 478 to 1839 code for a protein of 453 amino acids. The transcript is spliced from 11 exons. The record is from RefSeq and is a predicted model, not a curated record. Gene Ontology annotation, biological process: transcription by RNA polymerase I. Gene Ontology annotation, cellular component: RNA polymerase I transcription regulator complex. Lineage: Eukaryota; Metazoa; Chordata; Mammalia; Rodentia; Cricetidae.
CAAGCUCAUGGGAAGCGCUCGCUAACUCGGCUUCCGGAGAGGGUUUUCUCUGGCAGUCGGUGGCGUGGGGACCCGCAAACUCUGGAGCCCCGCCGUAGCCGCGCGCGGGGUCUGUGCGCCCUUAGCGCGCAGUGGACUUGGAGGAGGCCUGUGAGCGUCCGCUUCUCCCUUCUGCUAUUUCCUGCUGACUUUCUGUAAUCUUGGGUUCUGGGAACGUGAGUUACUGGGACUGUGAAGUUUUGGUUACCGUGGCAACCGCCACGACGAUUGAUUUCACAUUCAGGUGUUACUUCAAGCUUUUGCGCCGAACGGCUGAAUUUGAUUUUUUGAAAGCUUAAUCCGGAUGGAAGGCAGAGAAACAGAAUUUGAGGCAGCUCUUGGGAGAUGGCCCAGCAGGUCGUAGAGAUUACCGUCAAGCCAGUUGCCUGAGGAUUAACAUGUACUGAAGCUAACUGAUACUCUCGAUUUGGAAUAAAUAUGAGCAAAUUCCGUGACGAAUUGACAAGGCUUGCGGUGGCAGAGCGUGACAAGAGAGAAGCUUCUGUGUUAUCUAAUCCUGGAAUGCAUUUCCCAUGGCUUCAGGAGCGCAUAGAAACUGUCGUGACCGGAGGGAAGAAGAAGAGGGAUUUUACUCAGACAACAAGUGCUUGUUUAAGCUUCAUCCAAGAAGCCCUGCUGAAGCACCAGUGGGAGCAAGCUGCAGACUACAUGCACAGCUACUUACAGACCCUGGAAGACUCGGACACCUUCAAGAGACAGGCCGCCCCCGAGAUCAUUUGGAAGCUUGGAAGUGAAAUUCUAUUUUAUCAUCCUAAAAGCAAUGUGGAGACUUUUAAUAACUUUGCUGACAGGAUGAAAAAUAUUGGCGUCUUGAACUAUCUAAAGAUCUCCUUACAACACGCGUUGUAUCUUUUACAUCAUGGAAUGCUGGAGGAUGCAAGCAGAAACCUCACUGAUGCAGAGGCAUGGCGGUACGGUGAGAAGUCGUCCUCUCAGGAAGUGCUGAUCAACCUUGUCCAGGCCUACAAAGGGCUUUUACAGUACUACACGUGGUCCAGGAAGAAGAUGGAGCUGUCAGAGCUGGAUGAGGAUGAUUAUGCUUACACCGCAAAAACUCAACACAUGCUCAGCCAGAGCUGCAAGACGUCUGCAAGUAUUUCUGCGUUGCUCAAAACUCCCGGGGUUUGGGACCCUUUUGUGAAGAGUUACGUGGAGAUGCUAGAAUUCUAUGGUGAUCAAGAUGGAGCCCGAGAAAUACUCACCAAUUAUGCGUAUGAUGAAAAAUUCCCCUCAAACCCCAAUGCCCACAUCUACUUAUAUGAAUUUCUGAAGAGAGAGAAGGCACCAAGAGCGAAACUGAUAAGUGUUCUUAAGAUUUUACAUGGGAUUGUGCCUUCCCAUCCACUGAUGUUAGAAUUCCAUACAAUGCUUAGGAAAUCAGAGACAGAAGAACACCGGAAGCUGGGCUUGGGCGUAUUAUUUGAAUUCCUUGAUUUUGCUGGAUGCACUAAGAACAUAACUGCCUGGAAAUACUUGGCAACGUAUCUGAAGCAGACAUUAAUGGAAAGCCAUCUGGCGUGGGUCGAAGAAGAGUGGAAAUCUAGGAGAAGCUGGUGGCCGGCCUUUCACUUCAGCUUCUUUUGGGCAAAGAGCGACUGGAAGGCAGAUGCUGACUUAGCUUAUGAGAAAGCUUUUGUAGCGGGAAUCCUUUUAGGAAAAGGUUGUAGAUAUUUUCGGUAUAUUUUGAAACAAGAUCAUGAAACCUUGAAGAAGAAAAUUAAGCGGAUGAAGAAGUCUGUGAAAAAAUACAGUAUUGUAAAUCCAGGUGUUCGCACCUAGACGGUAAGCUGCUGUGCAGCUGUUACCACAGUGUGAUCUCAGUGGUUAUUGAAUGUGAGUGGUUGAUGUUUUAAGAUGGCUUUUCAAAUUAUUAUAAGCGUGUGCAUACACACGUACAUCCACAUGUGUACAUGACAGUUGUGUCGUGUCCUUACUCAGGAGCCUUGCUUUGAGACAGAUCUCUCUCCGAGACCCGGCACUCACCUCUUAGGCUGGUUGACCAGUGCGUCCCAGGGAUUCUUCUUAGCUCUGGGAUUGUAAUUGUAAUUUAUUCAUUCAUUCAUUCAUUCAUUCAUUCAUUCAUUCAUGUGUGUGUGUUUAUGUGUGUAUGCGUGUGCAGAUGACUGGGCAUGAGUGUGGUGGAGAAUGACUUGCAGGAGUGGUUUCCUCCUUCCUCCGUGUAGGUCUCGGGGACCGACUGUGGCGGUGAGAGUGCGGUGCUGUGUUCAACUCGUGUCUUAGUGGACUAUUUCCCUGGCCCUUUAUUUAAUUAUUUUUUUAAAUAAUUUAUUUUUACUUUACAUGCAUUGCUGUUUUGCCUAUAUACUUUUCUGUGUGAGGUCUCAGAUUCCCUGGAACUGGAGUUACAGACAGUCGUGAGCUGCCAUGUAGGUACUGGGAAUUGAACCCGGGUCCUCUGGAAGAGCUGAGCCAUCUCUCCAGCCCCCUAUUUCAAUGUUUUUUAUAUUUCAUUUUAUUCUCAGUUAUAGUUAAAAUAAUUUCACUGCCUUUACUGUUUGUAAAUGUAUAAACCUGUAUUUUUUCUUUUUUUGUAACAUUACAUGUAUAUUUUACUUGUAUUUUAAUAAAUAAAGCUUGCCUGAAAAUCUGACAGUAAAACAGCCCCACUGAUGAGCCUUAUCGACCAGGCCGUGGUAACACACACCUUUAAUCCCAGUAGCCACACUAGUUUGCCAUAGUAAUGGGAUAGCAGUGGUGCACACCUUUAAUCCCAGCCCUAGGGAGGAAUAUAAGAUAGGAGGACACAGUUCUCAAACAGUCUCAUUCUGAGAUUCCUGGAGGCAGGAUCGCCAUUUUCGGACUAAGGUCAAGGUAAGAGCCAGUGGCUUGGCUGAUUUGCUUUUUGGAUAUUCAGGUUAAAACCCCAUUUCUGUCUCUGA